Messenger RNA from Bombina bombina (fire-bellied toad), 1962 nucleotides. It is a transcript of the gene INS, whose product is annotated as insulin. The record is from RefSeq and is a predicted model, not a curated record. NCBI's taxonomy places the organism in Eukaryota, Metazoa, Chordata, Amphibia, Anura, Bombinatoridae. Gene Ontology annotation, molecular function: hormone activity. The transcript has 3 exons. Gene Ontology annotation, cellular component: extracellular region. Bases 106 to 426 code for a protein of 106 amino acids.
CAGCAGUAUAAAAUGGGUCUAGUGUAGGAGAGGGAGCACUCUCAUCUGUCCCAUACAACAAAUCCCUCUUUCUCCAGCACUUGCCCAGCCCCCUUUACUCUCAUCAUGGCCCUGUGGAUCCAGUGUCUCCCCCUGACAAUCCUCCUCAUUCUCUUUACUCCCAACACCGAAGCUCUAGCCAACCAGCAUCUGUGCGGCUCUCACCUGGUGGAAGCCCUGUAUCUGGUGUGCGGGGAGAAAGGAUUCUUCUACUAUCCCAAAAUCAGACGGGACAUUGCUCAACCCCUUGUGAAUGGACCCCAGGACAGCGAGUUGGAAAAUAUGCAGCUGCAGCCCGAAGAAUAUCUGAGAAUGAAGAGAGGAAUAGUUGAACAAUGUUGUCACAACACAUGCUCACUCUACCAACUGGAGAAUUACUGCAACUAAAGACCGCAAGAGAGAAGAGACAGAACACUUUCAUAGCCAAACACCUUCACCACAGACCAGUCAUGUGAAACAGCAGCAAAUAUGUUAAUUGCAAGCACAUUGUUUAUACACACUUGCAUAUAUAUGUAGGCGUGCACAAGUGUGUGUAUUAUAUAUACAUAUAUACAGGUAUAUAUGCCUGUGGGUGUUUAUAUUCUAUACCUAUAUAUGUAUGUAUGCAUGUGUGAGUGUGUAUAUUAUAUAUAUAUAUGCAUCUGUGUGUGUAUAUUAUAUACAUAUAUGUGUUUGCAUGUGUGUGUAUAUUCUAUACCUAUAUAUAUAUAUACUUGUGUGUGUUUAUUCUAUACAUAUAUGUGUAUGCAUGUGUGUAUAUUCUAUAUAUAUGUAUGUAUGCAUGUGUGUGUAUAUGCUAUACAUAUAUAUGUAUGCAUGUGUGAGUGUGUAUAUUAUAUACAUAUGUGUAUUAAUGUGUGUGUAUAUUUUAUACAUAUAUAUGUAUGCAUGUGUGACUGUGUAUAUUUUAUAUGUAUAUAUGCACAUGUGUGUUAGUGUGUAUAUUAUAUACAUAUAUAUGUAUGCAUGUGUGUGUAUAUAAUAUUAUAUACAUAUAUGUGUAUGAAGGUGUGUGUUUAUUCUGUACAUAGAUAUGUAUGUAUGCAUGUGUGUAUCAGUGUGCAUAAUAAAUACAUAUAUAUGCAUGUGUGUGUGCAUUCUACACACAUAUAUAUAUAUACGUAUGUAUGCAUAUGUAUAUCAGUGUAUAUUAUAUACAUAUACGUGACACAUGGCUGCACAUUUUCACUAGGCCACUAAUCCAGCAAUAGCUAAAAACUGCAUUGUAUGUAAUUAAGCGUUUGACCAUCUUUCAUAUUUGGGUAUAGUUCCAGCCCUGUGUGUGUGUGUAUAUAUAUAUAUAUAUAUAUAUAUAUAUAUAUAUAUAUAUAUAUAUUUAUAUUUAUAUAUAUGUUGUAUCCCAUGAAAAUGUUAUAUAAUUUGAGCCUCUGCAAUUCUGCAUAUAACUCGCACAGCCCUGACAGCAGCAGUACAAGUUAUUACAUUUUUUAUCAUUUUCAUGGACUAACAUAAUGUGUGUGCUACUAAUUUCCUCUCCAUGAUGCAGCAGUUAAUCUGCACCCUUUACGGUUUGCGUAAAAAGCAUCCCACAGUUUAGAUUUGUAGUAUAAAUGUAUAGUUUUGCAGUUAGACAUGUUUUUAAUGUUAAAGCUGAUUGAAGUAAAGUUUGGUUUGAGGACAAGGAAUUAUACACUAGGCUGUUAUCUUGCGAGAGGGUUCAUAUAAGGUAUUAACUGAAUACAUGAAGAACAAUAAAGAAAGGAUAGAGGCACAGUGACAGUACGGAGAAAAGAGGAGAAUUUAGUUAACCCAACGCCCUUCUGAUGUUGAAUGGGGUUUGAUAUAUUUAGGGGCGUAUUUUCCCUAAUGGUAAUCAGAGCUUUCUUUCAGAAUGUUAGUGUUCUGUAUCUACCAUCACUCUCUUCUUAUUAAAAUGCAAAUAAAAGUAUUCUAAAGAGGUAA